AUGGCGGCGCAGGGGCCUGGUGGUGGCCGCUGUGCCCCGGCGCUGCCGCUGCUGCUGCUUAGUCUGUCCGCGUUCGCCCUCCCGCCGUCGCUCGCCGCCGCCUCCGAGCCGCCGCCGGCCGCCCUCCGCGCUGGCCACGCCGCCUCCUCGCUGCCCGCUGCUGCUGCCGCCUCGCGCACCAGAUACCUUUUGUAUGAUGUAAACCCCCCUGAAGGGUUCAACCUUCGCAGAGAUGUCUACAUUCGCAUUGCUUCCCUUUUAAAGACCCUGCGGAAAAGUGAAAACUGGGUGUUGGUUCUGCCUCCCUGGGGACGUCUUUAUCACUGGCAGAGCCCUGAUAUCCUCCAGGUCCGGAUCGCUUGGUCUGAAUUCUUUGAUAUCCCAAGCCUCAACAAGAACAUCCCUGUGAUCGAAUAUGAGCAGUUCCUUGCAGAGUCAGGUGGGCCCUUUAUUGAACAGGUUUAUGUGCUACAAGGCUAUGCAGAAGGAUGGAAAGAAGGAACAUGGGAAGAAAAAAUAGAUGAAAAACCAUGCAUUGAUCAGCUGAUGUACUCUAAAGACAAACAUGGCUACUACAGGGGCUGGUUCUGGGGUUAUGAGGAAACGCGAGGCCUAAAUGCCUCUUGCUUGUCUGUCCAAGGAUCUGCCUCUAUUGUGGCUCCCAUCCUUCUGAAGAACACUUCAGCACAGUCAGUGAUGUUAGACAGAGCUGAAAACCUUCUUCAUGACCACUACGGAGGGAAAGAUUAUUGGAAUACCCGUCGGAGCAUGGUGUUUGCUAAACACCUCCGUGUGGUGGGAGACAAGUUUAGAAAGCAAUACCUUCAAUCCACUGAUGAGUCAGACAGCACUCAGUACAAGGAGGACUGGACACAGAUGAAGGUUAAGACAGGAACAGCUCUAGGUGGCCCAUACCUUGGGGUUCAUCUCAGAAGGAGAGACUUCAUUUGGGGUCACAGAGAAGAUGUGCCUUCCCUCCAAGGAGCAGUAAAGAAAAUCCACAGCCUCUUGGAGACACUUAAACUUGAAAAAGUUUUUGUAGCCACUGAUGCUGUUGAGGAAGAGAUUGAACUGCUCAAGAAACUGCUGCCUGAGAUGGUGAGGUUUGAACCCUCUCUGGAGGAGCUGGAACUCUAUAAGGAUGGGGGCUUAGCUGUGAUUGACCAGUGGAUUUGCGCACAUGCAAGGUAUUUUAUAGGCACCUCAGUUUCAACAUUUUCCUUCCGAAUCCAUGAAGAAAGGGAGAUCUUGGGAUUUGAUCCAAAAACAACUUACAACCGAUUUUGUGGUGAAACAGAGAAAAACUGUCAGCAGCCAGCUCACUGGAAAAUUGUAUAUUAAACACAGAGAAACACAAA
Haemorhous mexicanus (house finch) is the source of this 1358-nucleotide messenger RNA. It is a transcript of the gene POFUT2, whose product is annotated as protein O-fucosyltransferase 2. Gene Ontology annotation, biological process: protein O-linked glycosylation via fucose. Lineage: Eukaryota; Metazoa; Chordata; Aves; Passeriformes; Fringillidae. The coding region runs from base 1 to 1341 and encodes 446 amino acids. The transcript has 9 exons. The record is from RefSeq and is a predicted model, not a curated record. Gene Ontology annotation, molecular function: peptide-O-fucosyltransferase activity.